Pseudovirgaria hyperparasitica is the source of this 2082-nucleotide messenger RNA. RefSeq lists its product as uncharacterized. The transcript has 3 exons. Gene Ontology annotation, biological process: regulation of GTPase activity; signal transduction. The coding region runs from base 1 to 2082 and encodes 693 amino acids. Gene Ontology annotation, cellular component: cytoplasm. NCBI's taxonomy places the organism in Eukaryota, Fungi, Ascomycota, Dothideomycetes, Acrospermales, Acrospermaceae. The record is from RefSeq and is a predicted model, not a curated record.
AUGCCAAAAACCUCCCCUCUCUCUCUCAAACUGUCGCAGCAGUCCAAACAAAAAGAGAGCGACAGUAGACUGCCCACCAGUCCACAAUCAACUUCUCCUCGGUCUCCGCCGGCUUCCGGGGGAUCAGGUGAGAGCGAGGAGCAACAUCGCUCGUUCUAUGUAGAUCCUACCCCGACCGCUACUGAGUUCUUCUCGACAUCAAGUUCUCCUGCAAGUCCACGCCACAAAAAAGAGGCGUCGCGAUCAAUAUUUUCAAAUAGCAAAGCGUCUAAAUCAUCAAGCCGGAUCAACCCCUCCGAAUCUUCCAUCCGUCAAGUAUCUGAUUCAAGGUCAGAGUCAACAAAGUCCCAGGUAUAUCCAUACAGGCAUAGCCCAGGAUCAAGCCCAGAACUUGGGAAGUCUAUGGAAAGUGCUAGUAUUGCUAGUGUCAAUUCUUCGGUCCUAGACAAUACUCUCUCUCGGCUGCCACCGGCUACAACCGUCAAAUCCCACAGUCUACCGCAUAUCGAUACUGAGUUACCUUCUUCCAGUAAACGAGGCAACGCAAAAGGACGAUUCCCAAACAUAUUGUCCCGCACACGGUCAACAUCCACGAAGGGUUUCGAAGAGUCUAUCAAACAAAAGCCGAAACCGCCCACACCCAUCAAUCGUUUCCCGCCAGAUACUGACCUGUCUAAACACCUCGGGAGACAUCUCGCUGAUCACAGUGCUCGAAGCGCGCCGUUGGAAAAGGACAGGGGAUUUCGGGAAAUGAUGAGCUCGGUGAACUCUUCCAUCCGCAAUCGCUCUGCCGAUCGUCAUGUGGCAGUUGAAUCCGAGGAUGAGUCAUUUGUACCAUCAAAAGAGAGAAAAGAGAAAGAAUCCUUCUCGCUCGCAACUUCAUUCAAGGAUGGUGGCGCGGGAGCGUCAUUGUUGCAUAACAUCAAAAACCAGGGAACGAAGGCAGCGGAUGGUUUGGGAAAAGCAAGAAAAGGGUUCUUCGGCAAAUUGACCCGGAGUGGCAGUAGUACCGAGAAGGACAUUCCCAUCAAUGGCAAAUGGGAACCUAAAAUUCUCAAACUUCCCUUGGUGCAGCAAACCCGAAGAACUCGAAUAUCGAAGCGACUAGAGGACUCCCGGGACAAGACUGAAUUCUGGAUGCCCGCUCUUCCUUGGCGAUGUAUAGACUACUUGAACGCCAACGGCUGUGAAGUGGAAGGUAUUUAUCGCGUGCCCGGAAGCGAAAAGGACAUCCGAUACUGGCAGCGGCGCUUCGACACCGAAGGUGACCUUGACCUCUUCAACGAAACCGAGCUUUACGACAUCAACAUCAUCAGCUCCAUGUUCAAGGCAUGGUUACGAGAUUUGAAGGAUGAAAUAUUUCCAAAAUCGACUCAAGCCAAGAUUGCCGCUGCGUGUGUGGGGGCCAAGACAACACCGCAGAUGCUGAAGGACGAGCUCUCGAUGCUGCCGCCGUAUAACUACUAUCUCCUGUUUGCCAUCACAUGCCACAUCAGCCUUCUUCACUCGUGUGCAGAGAAGAACAAGAUGGACUAUAGGAAUCUUUGCAUCUGCUUUCAGCCAUGCAUGAACAUUGAAGCCUUUUGCUUUCAAUUCCUCGUUCUCGACUGGAGAAACUGCUGGCAAGGGUGUUGGACAGAAGACGAGCACAAAACGAUAGAGAAGGAAAUGGACGAGCAAGGGGAAGAAAAGGUGUUGGCAGCCAAGCAGAGCAGACUUGAAGACUUGAAGAUGCCCAAGUCGGCAUCCUUGUCAUCGCUAUCUAAUAAUGGUCGACAAACUGCUAAUUCGUCAUACUCGAAUGUUGGAAGCAGUAAGCUCUCUGCGACCAGCAUCAUGAAUAGCGAGCGUGCCAAUUCAUCGGCUGGCAACAGUAGCAUGCCUUCGUUGGCUGAAAGUGCAACUCCAGAACGGCGUCGCCCUUAUACAGUCGAGACAUCUCAGCCUGAUCCGUACGAAGGCGAAGACGCUACACCGACUCAACCUGGGCACCACCUUCGCAUCAACUCUACACUACCAGCCCUUUCGCCCGUCAAACCCCUCUCGCCACCAUGGCAAAACUCCGGGCGCGCGCCACAGUGA